Amyelois transitella is the source of this 5192-nucleotide messenger RNA. RefSeq names its product DNA-directed RNA polymerase I subunit RPA1 (gene RpI1). Gene Ontology annotation, biological process: DNA-templated transcription. Gene Ontology annotation, cellular component: RNA polymerase I complex. Gene Ontology annotation, molecular function: DNA-directed RNA polymerase activity; DNA binding. The coding region runs from base 169 to 5121 and encodes 1650 amino acids. The record is from RefSeq and is a predicted model, not a curated record. NCBI's taxonomy places the organism in Eukaryota, Metazoa, Arthropoda, Insecta, Lepidoptera, Pyralidae. The transcript has 3 exons.
UUCUGCAUACUGCAUGUCAAUCAAAGUUGCGAUCGUAAAUACAAAAUUAAAGCCGAAAGCAUGUGAUUUAAUUUAAAGAGGAUUUAUAGAUUAACUUGUACCAGAAAUAUUUCAUAUAUAUAUAUUUUUUUUUUCCUUAUAUCAUUUUAUCCUUAUUACAUAAACAUCAUGGCUCCGAAGCCGUCAGCCCUUGCUGGUUUGAACUCGGUUGACCCUGAUUCCGUUCAGUUUCUGAUGUAUACUGACGAAGAAAUAAGGAAGCUUAGUGUGGUCAAGAUCACUAACAUUAAUUCCUUUGAUGCAAUGGGAAACCCCACGCCGGGAGGUUUGUAUGACUCGCAUUUAGGUCCUGUCAGGGAGAGAUUGGACUUAUGUGCCACCUGUGAAAAUCCAUUACUACACUGUGCUGGACAUUUUGGACAUAUAGAACUACCUGUAGUUGUUAUCAAUCCUUUGUUUUUGAAAAGCAUUUACACUAUAUUCAGGAUAAGCUGCCUCAAGUGUUUUAAAAUUCAAAUGGACGAUAAAAUGAAAUUUCUGUUGAAGCUGCAGUUACAGCUCAUUGAUGCUGGUCAUGUUACAGCUGCGUUAGAUUUGGAAAACUUUUCUGGAGAAGUAUUUAAAGUCGACACAGAGACUCGUGAACAAAAGACGACUAAAGUCAUAAAAAAAUAUAAGAAAUUAUUGAAAAAGACAGAUGCAAUAACUGAGGUUUUCCAUAACAAGAAUACAGACAAACUGAGAUCAAGAAUAUUAAAUGGUUAUUUUAAAUCUAUCAAUAUCGCCAAAAGAUGUGUAUACUGCCAGAACAAACUAAUAAAGGUCACUACAUCUGAGGGAAAGCUCAUGUAUAAUUUGAGUGCUGAAGGUAUAGUGGGGAAGGGAAUAAAAAUAUUAAUGCCGGAUGAAAUAAAAAAGUAUUGCACUAACAUUGCUGAAAAUGAUGGUGACAUCUUACGUCACUGCCUCCCAGUCCUCAACAUGUCAAACUGCCAACCAAUGACUGAUAUAUUUUUUAUGACCUUGAUUCCAGUACUUCCACCUUGUGUCAGACCAUGUAAUGUUCUACAAGGAGAAUUGACUGAGCAUGCACAAACAAAUGUUUAUAAAGCUAUAUUAGCACAUGCUUUUGGCGUAAGGUCUGUAUUACAUGUUUUAGCAUCGGAAGACCAAAAGAAAGCGAUUGAUGAACUAGAUAGCAAACCUAGAUUUGCUUAUACUAGCAUAAGUGGUGCUACUCCAGCUGAAAAAUUGCACAAUGGGUGGCAAGAUCUUCAAAAAAGUGUCAAUAACCUUCUCAGCUGUGAUUCUCAAGGGUUCACCAGUUUAGGGUUGAAGCAGAUUCUUGAGAAGAAAACUGGUGUUAUUAGGAUGCACAUGAUGGGUAAAAGAGUAAAUUUUGCUGCCCGAUCAGUAAUUACACCAGAUCCAAAUGUGGACAUUGAUGAAAUAGGAGUCCCGGAUGCUUUUGCCAAAAAGCUCACAUAUCCUGUACCAGUAACUGAAUUUAAUGUUGAUGAACUUAGAAAAAUGGUUAUUAAUGGGCCUAAUGUGCACCCAGGUGCUGAAAAAUUAGAAAUAGAAAAUGGCAGAACAAUAAGGAUUCCAGCUGAUUCAAUUCAAAAAAGGAAAAGCCUUGCUAAGAGACUGCUUACUCCUGACGAGUACAAAACAUCUGGCUUAAAGAUUGUACAUAGGCACUUAAUUAAUGGAGAUGUCAUGAUAUUGAAUCGUCAACCUUCUUUACAUAAACCCAGUAUGAUGGCUCACCGAGCUAGAAUUCUGAAAGGAGAAAAGACCCUAAGAUUGCAUUAUGCAAAUUGUAAAUCAUACAAUGCUGACUUUGAUGGUGAUGAAAUGAAUGCUCACUUCCCUCAGAAUGAGAUAGCAAGAAGUGAAGCAUAUAAUAUCAUGUCUGUAAGAAAGCAGUACCUUGUACCGAAGGAUGGUACGCCAUUGAGUGGUUUGAUACAAGAUCAUGUAAUAUCAGGAGUAAGAAUGUCUUUAAGAGGUGUAUUUUUUUCUAAAACAGAUUAUCAACAGUUAGUAUUUCAAGCUCUGACUAACCACAGAGGUGAAAUAAAACUCCUUCCCCCAACAAUUCUUAAACCAAGACAGCUGUGGUCGGGUAAACAAGUACUAUCUACGAUUAUCAUCAACAGUAUACCAAAAGGUAAGAAAUACCUUUCAAUAUCUGGAAAAGCAAAAAUUAGCUCUAAGGCAUGGUUGAAGGAAAAACCAAGACCUUGGAAAGCUGGUGGUACACCUUUCAUUAAAGAAAAUGACAUGUCUGAAGCUGAAGUUAUUAUCAGAAAUGGAGAAUUACUGUGUGGAGUGUUAGAUAAAACACACUAUGGUGCUACACCUUAUGGUUUGGUGCAUUGUAUGUAUGAACUGUAUGGAGGAGAUAGCUCUAGUGCACUGCUAAGUUCUUUUUCAAAAGUAUUUACAUUUUAUCUUCAAUGGAUAGGAUUUACCCUUGGUGUAAAAGAUAUUUUAGUUGUUGAUGAAUCUGAUCUUAAAAGAGAUGAUUAUAUUCGCUCAGUUAGAGACUCUGGGAGAGUUGCUGCUAUCAAAGCUACUGAUCUUCCCCUGGAUGUAGAUGAGGGCAAAUUAAAAAAUAUAAUUGAAGAAAUGCAUACUAAAGAUCCGAAGUUUAGAGCGAAUUUGGACAGACAAUACAAAACAAUGCUUGACUCUUACACAAAUAAUAUUAAUAAAGUUUGUCUCUCUGAAGGAUUACUUGAAAAAUUUCCAUACAACAACCUUCAGUUAAUGGUUCAAUCUGGUGCCAAAGGUUCCACUGUAAAUACUAUGCAGAUUUCUUGCUUGUUAGGUCAAAUUGAAUUAGAAGGGAAAAGGCCGCCGCUUAUGAUAUCGGGACGCUCCUUACCUAGUUUCCCACCUUACGACGUUUCACCCAGGGCCGGCGGAUUUAUUGACGGUCGUUUCAUGACUGGAAUUCAACCCCAAGAAUUCUUUUUCCACUGUAUGGCAGGUCGUGAAGGUCUUAUUGAUACAGCCGUAAAAACAAGUCGCUCAGGUUAUUUACAAAGAUGUUUGAUCAAGCAUCUUGAAAGCUUGAGCGUAGGGUACGAUCAUACAGUCCGUGAUUCCGAUGGCAGUGUCAUUCAGUAUGCUUAUGGAGAAGAUGGUCUUGAUGUUUUGAAAUGUCAAUACUUAAAACCAGAACAACUGAAAUUCCUUGAUGAAAAUUCGGGCGCUGUUAUUGCGGAUUCUGCUAUAGAUAUGCUUAAAGAAGAAGCAGAUCCAAAAUCCAUAAAAAAAGCCAAUAAGUCGUUAAAGAAAUGGAAAAAGAAAUUUGGCGAUCCCCUACGGAAAGAAAGAGCCAGUGGCUUUAUAAGAUUCUGUGCGCAAGCUAAACAAGAUAUUAAGCUUUAUGAUAAACCAACAGAUCAAACCAGAGAUCCUUAUUAUUGGGAGUUGGAGAAAAUGUGGAGGUCACUAGAAGAAGAAGAUAGAAAACAGUAUGAACCAAAGUCUUGCCCUGACCCAAUACCUGGCAAAUAUGCCCCAGAUUAUAAACUUGGUGUAAUAACAGAACAAUUGGACGGUAUAAUACAAAGUUAUCUGAAGAAUCGUCAAGUAAAUAUGUACGACGUUUGUACUGAUAAAGAAAAAUUUGUCGAAGUGAUGAAUGCUAAAUACUUAGCAUCAAUGGCAGCGCCGGGUGAGCCUGUGGGGUUGUUAGCUGCACAAUCUAUUGGAGAGCCUUCCACUCAGAUGACACUGAAUACUUUCCAUUUCGCCGGUCGGGGUGACAUGAACGUGACCUUAGGUAUCCCACGUCUUAGAGAAAUCCUGAUGACUGCAUCUGCUAAACUUAAAACUCCGAACAUGGACAUUCCUCUCAGAAGCGACAUUCAGAACGUGGAGAAAAAAGCGGAGCGACUGAGACAGAAACUGAACAGGGUAACUGUCGCGGACGUUUUAGAGAAAGUGGACGUAGAAUGUGAAUUAGUAACUCGGCCAGAGAGGCAGUUGAAAACGACUAUGAAGUUUACGUUUUUGCCACACUCUCAAUAUCGCUCUCAGUAUGCGGUAAAACCGCCUCAAAUUAUAAAGCACAUGGAGAACAAAUUUUUCGCUGAGAUGUUCUCGAUUGUUAAAAAGCAGGCGAAAGCGAGUGCUGGUAUUGUGUGGGCUUCGGAGAAGAAGAAAGAGCGACGUAAGGCGGCGGCUAGUGAUGAUGAAGAUGGAGAAGUGAACGCGCCGACUGAGAAAGUCAACGUUGACGACGACAGCUCGGAUGACGAGGCUCCUAAUGAAGAUGAUGAUAAUACUGAUACUAAAAUAAGGAAGAAGAGAAAUGAAGAACAAGAAUAUGAAGAUCCUGAAUCGGGAGAAGAAGAAAAAUCUGACGACGAAGCGGAGUUGGUCGACGAACCAACUGAAAAUAUUGAAGAAAAACCAUCAGAACUCGAUAUCACCGCUAAAGAACUAAAAGUUAUGAGCGACGUUGUGAACAGUAUCAAGGAGGCGAAAAAUUAUUCGUACGACACGAAGAAUCACCUCUGGUGCGAACUAACAGUUAUGUUUCCUAUCGCCUUCUUAAGAGUUGAUUUGUCCCAAGCAGUGCGCGAUGCGGCCACCAAAUCAAUAAUCCAUGAGGUCAAAAACAUCAAAAGAGCUAUAACGAACAAAGAGAAAAAUAUGCUUUAUAUCAAAACAGAAGGUAUUAACAUUCUACAGAUGUUCAAAUACAACGAUUUGCUAGAUUUGAAUAAGUUGUACAGUAAUGACAUACAUGCGAUCGCGAACACGUACGGCAUAGAAGCAGCGAACAAAGUGAUUAUAAAGGAAAUACAGAAUGUAUUCAAUGUUUAUGGGAUUGCUGUUGAUCCGAGACAUUUGUCGUUGAUAGCAGAUUAUAUGACGUUCAAUGGGGUUUUUGAGCCGAUGAGUAGAAAAGGAAUGGAGGCAUCUUCUUCUCCACUACAGCAGAUGUCAUUCGAGUCGUCCCUGAUAUUCUUGAAAGAAGCAGUUUUGAAUGCGAAGAAGGAUAAUAUACGUUCGGCGUCCAGUUGCCUGAUGGUAGGACAACCUUGCAGAUAUGGAACCGGUUCCUUUAGCUUGCAGCAUUGUAGUGAAAUUAAGUGAGUGUGAAUUCAUGAUACUAUAUUUAUAUUUUUUAUGGACCAACUGUGAUUAGAAUUAAAAGUAAAAAAAUA